This is a messenger RNA of Scatophagus argus, 2058 nucleotides long. RefSeq names its product hepatitis A virus cellular receptor 1 homolog. Bases 835 to 1746 code for a protein of 303 amino acids. The record is from RefSeq and is a predicted model, not a curated record. The transcript is spliced from 7 exons. NCBI's taxonomy places the organism in Eukaryota, Metazoa, Chordata, Actinopteri, Scatophagidae.
GAUAUGUCUGCAUAAUUCUUAUUUUUAAGGUUUCCAUUCUGUAUUUCUAUUUUUGUUCUUUUUUGUAUUUCUAUUUUAUUUUACUUCUGUGUGGCAUCCUGGAGGAACGAUGUUUCAUGGCUCAUGUGUACUGCACAAACACAGCUGUAAUCACAAAUAAAGCUUUGAGUCCUUGAAUCCUUGAAUCCUAUACCAUCAGCCAAUCUGCAGAUAUUUUUUACAGCAUGGAGCUCAGCUGUCGGCCUUCAUGAAGUGAAACUCAGGAUGUAAGGCUCAGGAAACCAAAACCCAACGCUGCAAACAGGAAGUCACAAGUUGACCCACCUUACAAAUGUCUGGUCUACAGCUGUCACACUUCUUACAACAACAAAGUCUGAAGUCAUCAGCUGCAGACAUGGCUUCCCUUUCAGUUCCAAUAAUUUCUAAAUCGUGGUACAUUCAAUCAAUACAGCAGAUUAAUGAAGAGCGGACAGCAGGUCGUUCCUGCCACAGAUCCAAAGCUGCUGAAGAAAAGGGAAGCUCACAGAAGUUUUUUGCAUCUGUUAAAUCAAACUGGUUUUAAUUCUGAAGUCCCCAUCAGAAUCUUAAUACAAAACAAUAACUCAAUAUCUAAUAAUUUAUCUUAGAAUUUUUUUAAGCAUCCUGGAUUUGUCCUUCAGACACACGUGGUGGGUUUUCCUCUGCUGGUGACGGCGAAGGCUCAGUCCAUCAUUCAGAGGAUCUGUGAGUCCUACCGACUGGCCCCAACGUGACGGCCACAGUCCAGUUCGGGUCCGAUCACUCUGAAGAGUCUUUAAAUGUAGUCUGAAGCUUUUGUUCUCUUAUUUUCUCUGCAUGAACUCUCAAACUGUUUUCAGAGUGUGGCUCACUUUUUACAGUGGGCAGAGCAGCCGAGUGCAUAAAUGUGUGUGCGUGAGUGUGAGGCGUCAGUGCAGCAUGACUCGGCUCAUCGCGAAGCUCGUUAUGAAGCUCGUUCUGCUGCUCGCUCUCCUCUCAGUCACUGAAUGCAGCAGCAGCAGAGUCGUUGGUGUCGAGGGUCACAGCGUUACUCUGGCAUGUAAGUAUGACAUCAAGUACCACAACGCGCUGUCAGCGUGCUGGGGGCGAGGACACCUGCCGGCGUCACGCUGCGGCAAGCCGCUCAUCUCCACUGAAGGACUUCAGGUGGUGGACGGAUCCAGACUGUCCAGCAGGUAUCAGUUACAGGGACGACUGGACGAAGGGGAUGUUUCCCUGACCAUCCUGAACGUCACACACUCGGAUGCUGGGCGUUACGGCUGUCGGGUGGAAAUACCAGGACUGUUCAACGAUGACAAACAAUACGUCGAUUUAGUCAUCGAGACAGCUGCACGGACGACGGCGGCGGCGGCAUUAAGCAGACCGACGUCUGCUCCGUCCCCAGCAGACACCUCAGCAGCAGGUCAGGUGACCUCAGCAGUGACCCUCCUCGCUUCCUCGUCCAGCAGCAUCGAGGCCGAGGAGGAGGAGGAGGACGCCGUUGAGACCCUCGUCCUGGUGUGUGUCCUGUUCGGGCUGGUCGCUCUGGUCACAGCAGGCGGACUCGUCAUCAUCACCAGAAGAUGGAGACGACUCAACAAAAUCCCGCAGCAGCAGCAGGUGAACCCCAGCAUCCACUUCAGUUCCACCUCGUCCACUCUGCACCUCCACAGCCGAAGUUCAGCCGUGGAAAACAUCUACGAGAUAGGCGGCGGCGGCGAAGGAGGCGAGUACGAGCGCUGCCCCUGACAGGAAGAUGACAAGCUGCACACAACACCCGGAGACUCGUUCCCUCGAUUUAGGAGGCAUUCAGGGUCCUGCAGUCAAAGGGACAAUAUGGGGAACAUGAGACUGACGUCUGAAGCGUUGUGAACGUCACAGAUCCGUGAUGUCACAGCGCUGGAUGACAUCAGCACACCUGAGCGCGACUGCGUCGCUCCUCAGCCUCUUCAAGAGUGAGUCCCACAAGUCACCACAGGUCACCACAGGUCCAACAGGUCCCACAGGUCACCACAGGUCACCACAUGUCACCACAUGUCACCACAGGUCACCACAGGUCCC